CCAUGUUUUCCUGAGCCCCUCUAUGGUGGAUUGUCCCUUCACUCAGGCCGUGGUUACCAGGGAGUUCAGCCUAGCCUCCUGGUUUCUAAGAGAGAACGACGUGUAUAUCGGGAUCGAUCUGUGCGCCUCAUCGAGAAGAACAUUAUCUCCAUUUCCACCGUGAAGCUACGCGGUUAGCCUCAGCAGUUAGCCUCAACAUUAGCCUCCGCAUUAGCCCCAUUGGUCCAAGACGGUUGUCGCGCAUCUGCAGACGCAUCGGGAAGCUACGAACAAAUGGCCCAGAAAAAGAGCCCCAAAAUCCGGUCCAAAAAAGUUGAUUGGCUGGUCUCUCUGGUUCUGAACGGCAAGGACCAAGUGUCAGCCUAGGGUCGGUUUAGCCAUCCCGCCAUCCAGUGACAGGCUGGUUCCGCAGGGGGCGGGCUUUGGUGAAGAACCAUUUGAGCGGGACCAGGGUUCUUGCUCUCAGCUGCUUUCGGUUGGGUUGGAUUGGAUUACUUCCGGUUCAGUUCUGAACCCGUUGGGUUCAGAGGCCAGUUGGGGUUACCGAUGGAGACAUGCAGACCCCGGGACUCCUCCUCCACUGCUUCUGGAAAGGAGUUGUACAUGGAGGAGGAGGAGGAGGAGGUGAUGUAUGAGGAGGAGCUGUGUGAUGAUGAGGAGGAGGUGGCAUCUGCUGUACAGGACAUAGGUGGUCUUAACGAGGCAGAGAAGCCGCUGGUUGGAGCCGAGGUUUGUCCCUACCUACGGGACUCAGAUGGAAAGCCAACGGCGGACAGCAAAAAUGGGCUCAAGUCAGAUGGAGGAGCAGCAGCUGCAGCAGGAGCAGCAGCAGCAGGAGGAGUAGGGCCCAAGACCACCAUGUUUACUUGGUUCGUGGUCCUGGCUCUCCUUGGGGUCUGGAGCUCUGUGGCGGUGGUCUACUUCGACGUUGUUGACUAUGACAGUGUCAUUGCGAGGGCUAAGGAGUUCCGUGUGAAUUUCUCUGAGGUUCUACAAGGUAAACUGAUGGCGUACGAUAGAGACGGAGAUGGAGACUUCGACAUGGAAGAUGCUAAAGUUCUGCUUGAUGACGAGAAGCUAAAUGGUGCUACUGUCCCAAAGAAAGGACUGAAAACAGAGGAAACACAGGAUGUGAAGAACAUAGACCGGAGGAAAGAAAAGGUCAUUGAGGUUCUUCUUCCAGACAUUGAACUACCAAGAGAGGAGAAGGUCCCUGGUUGGAACAGAUCUGGAGAUGAGCUGCCCAAGGGCCUGGGGUUGAAGGUGCGCUCGACGCUCCACCAGCAGCUCAGGAGCCUCUACCAGAGGAUGGAGGCAAAGAAGAUCUCCCGGUUGGUGCUGGGGGAGGUCCGGGCCGUCCUGGAGGAGGAGGAGGAGGCCAGUGAGCUGGCCUUGGCCUUGAAAAUGAAGAGGCUGGAGGCCGCGCACAAGGCCCACCACAUCCUCAGAGAGGAGGAGCGGAGACGAGCCGAGGAGGAGGAGAACAUCAGAAGAAUGGCAGAAAAGAGACGAGAGGAGGUGCGCAAGAAGGAGGCAGAGGAGGAUAAGAGGAGAGAGGAGGCACAAAGAGUAGCAGAGGAGAAGAGAAAGGAGGAGGAACGCAAGAAGGAGGCACAAAGAGUUGCGGAGGAGAAGAGAAGGGAGGAGGAAUGCAAGAAGGAGGCACAAAGACUAGCUGAGGAGAAGAGAAAGGAGGAAGAGCGCAAGAAGGAGGCACAAAGAGUAGCGGAGGAGAAGAGAAAGGAGGAGGAAAGCAAGAAGGAGGCACAAAGAGUAGCGGAGGAGAAGAGAAAAGAGGAGGAACGCAAGAAGGAGGCACAAAGAGUAGCGGAGGAGAAGAGAAAAGAGGAGGAACGCAAGAAGGAGGCACAAAGAGUAGCUGAGGAGAAGAGAAAAGAGCAGGAGCGCAAGAAAGAGGCACAAAGAGUAGCGGAGGAGAAGAGAAAAGAGGAGGAAUGCAAGAAGGAGGCACAAAGAGUAGCUGAGGAGAAGAGAAAAGAGGAAGAGCGCAAGAAGGAGGCACAAAGAGUAGCGGAGGAGAAGAGAAAGGAGGAGGAACGCAAGAAGGAGGCACAAAGAGUAGCUGAGGAGAAGAGAAAGGAGGAGGAACGCAAGAAGGAGGCACAAAGAUUAGCGGAGGAGAAGAGAAAGGAGGAAGAACACAAGAAAAAAGAAGAGGAGAUAAGAAAGGAGGAAGAGCGCAAAAAGGAGGCAGAGCGAUUAGCCGAGAAGAGAAAGGAGGAGGAACGCCAGAGAGAGGGGAAGUUAGCGGAGGAGAAGAGACGAGAAGAGGAGCGCAAGAAGGAGGCAAAGAGAUUAGCAGAGGAGGAGAGAGAGGAGGACAAGCGCAGGAUAGUGGCAGAGAGGCUGGAAAAGGAGAGAAUAGAGAAAGAGGAGAGGGAGCGUACGGCCAGGGUGAAGAAUGAGAGAGAGAAACUGGUGAAGGAGAAGGAGGCCCGGGAGGAGAGAGAACUCCAGGAGAAGGAGAGAUUAUCACGAGAAAAAGGGAAGGAAGAAAGAGAACUGAAAGAAAAAGAGAGACUCACCCGGGAGAGGGAGAGAGCGGAGAGGGAGAGAUUGUUAGAACAGGCUGCUAAAGAGAAAGCAAUGAGGGAACAGAUGGAAGAAAUACGCAUUGCAAAAGAAAGAGAGAGUCUGGCACUCAAGAAAGAAAAGAUAGAAAGAGCAGAGAGGGAGAGACAAGCUAAAGAAAGAGAGAGACUGGCCUUGGAGAAAGCAAAUAUAGAGAGAGAGAGACUCUUGAAGGAGAGGGAGAGACUGGCCCUGGAGAAAUCAAAGAUAGAAAGACAGAGAGCAGAGAGAGAGAGACUCUUGAAGGAGAUGGAGAGACUGGCCCUGGAGAAAGCAAAGGUAGACAUAGAGAGAGCAGAAAGAGAGAGACUAGCAAAUGAGGGGGAGAGACUGGUCCUAGAGAAAGCAAAGAUGGAAAGAGAGAGGGUAGAAAGAGAGAGACUAGCAAAGGAGAGGGAGAGACUGGCUUUUGCAAAAGCAAAGAUUGAAAGAGAGAUAGCUGAACAGGACCGACAGGAAAGAGAGAGACUUUCCCUGGAGAAGACAAGGGUGGAAAGAGAGAGAGCAGAGAGGGAGAGAGUCAUGAAGGAAAGAGAGGGACUGGCCAAAGAAAGAGAGAGACUGGUCGUAGAGAAAGAAAAGAUGGAAAGAGAGAGAGCAGAAAGAGAGAGACUAGCAAAGGAGAGGGAGAGACUGGUCCUAGAGAAAGCAAAGAUGGAAAGAGAGAGGGUAGAAAGAGAGAGACUAGCAAAGGAGAGGGGGAGACUGGCUCUUGAAAAAGCAAAGAUAGAAAGAGAGAUAGCUGCACAGGACCGACAGGAAAGAGAGAGACUUUCCCUGGAGAAGACAAGGGUGGAAAGAGAGAGAGCAGAGAGGGAGAGAGCCAUGAAGGAAAGAGAGGGACUGGCCAAAGAAAGAGAGAGGCUGGUUGUAGAGAAAGAAAAGAUGGAAAGAGAGAGAGCAGAAAGAGAGAGACCAGCAAAGGAGAGGGAGAGACUGGUCCUAGAGAAAGAAAAAAUGGAAAGAGAGAGAACAGAGAGGGAGAGACUCUUGAAGGAGAGGGAGAGUCUGGCUCUUGCAAAAGCAAAGAUAGAAGGAGAGAUAGCUGAACAGGACCGACAGGAAAGAGAGAGACUUUCCCUGGAGAAGACAAGGGUGGAAAGAGAGAGAGCAGAGAGGGAGAGAGUCAUGAAGGAAAGAGAGGGACUGGCCAAAGAAAGAGAGGAGAAAGAGAGGAUAUGGCGAAAGAGAGUGGAACAAAAGAGACAAGCCCAGGAGAGUGAGAGAGCAGGGGGAGAGGAGGAAAAGAGGCAGCAGAAGGAGACUGAGAGAAUCGCCCGAGAGAGAGAAGGAAUGGCCAAGCAGCAACAGCGGGUGGCGAGGGAGAGAGGCGAGAGGGAGAGAGCGGAAAGAGAGCGCAACACUAAAGAGUGCCAGAGAGUGGCCAAGGAGGGAGAUGAAAAUCUGGAGCGAGAGAGGACGGAUAGAGAGAAGCAGUGGAUGGCGGGAGAGCUGAGAGAGAAGCAGAGGAUGGGGGGAGAGUUGAGAGAGAGGCAGAGGAUGGAUGGAGAGCUGAAAGAGAGGCAGAGGAUGGCGGGAGAGCUGAGGGAGAGGCAGAGGAUGGAUGGAGAGCUGAGAGAGAAGCAGAGGAUGGAGGUGGAGCGGGCGUCCACGGAGAAGCAGCAGGUUGGGUUAGCCAGGGAAAGAGCUGCCAAGAACAAGGAGACGGAGAAUGUUCCUGAAGGAAAGGGGAGAGUGGGGCUGGCACCGGAGAGGGACACCAGGCAUGGGGACCAGGCCAGGCCUCAGGUAUAGUCCUCCGUCAGGGCCAAGGCCAGCGGAGCAGGGGCUUACCAACAUCCCAAAGACAAACUAGUGGCAUCCGGCACACACUGAUGAUGUCACGACAUUGCCCCCAGAGGAGCAGGCUCGCUGUGUUAACACUGCACGUUGUGCAGCACCAUAUUCUGUUGCAUUUACCAUGACCAAGUGGUGCACCAGGCCGAUGGUUACAUUAUCCAUGGAGUUGUAAGGUGUUGAAUCCACCAAGGCUAGGCCAGGUUGAUGCUGCACACACUGUACCGAAACAAUAUGGAUGCUUUGUUACGUACUCCAUUCUGACUCCAUUCAGUUCAAUUACAGCAAUCGGCGGUUUGUUACCAUUUCUUGCGGUUCUAUUUUAUGUCAAAGGAUUUUAACAUCAUUCUUUAUAAUAAGUGGAAUUCUCUCUCUUUCUCUUUCUCUCUACCUCUUUCUCUUUCUCUUUCUCUUUCUCUCUCUCUCUCUCUCUCUCUCUCUCUCUCUCUCUCUCUCUCUCUCUCUCUCUCUCUCUCUCUCUCUCUCUCUCUCUCUGUCGUUUUUGGGGGGAAGGUUCUUUCCUUUUUAUUUUAUUUGUUUCCUUUUCAUUGUAGCUUAGUAGAAAUGGGCCAGUCCUCUCUGAGGCAGUGUCUACGUCCUGGAGUUAGAGGCACAGAGAACACAACGGGUGGCUAGGACUGUCAAGCUUUACCUUGAAAUCCCCUUGGCAGCAACUCACUGGUCAGGAGAAAAAAAAGGCUCAGUAGGAACUUCAACAGAGCGCCUCACCUGGAUCAGAGGAAUGUGUACUGUAUAUGACACCUAUAUAUGCAGUUGAAGGUGUUAUUACCGCAUGUUGUAAUGCCUAAUAUGUAAAUGAUUAAUAUUUUUGAAGGACUAUUAAAUAAAUGCUUAACAUAAA
This is a messenger RNA of Gadus morhua (Atlantic cod), 5251 nucleotides long. Its product is annotated as un-named hu7910. Bases 547 to 4347 code for a protein of 1266 amino acids. The record is from RefSeq and is a predicted model, not a curated record. Gene Ontology annotation, cellular component: endoplasmic reticulum; membrane. Gene Ontology annotation, molecular function: peptidyl-aspartic acid 3-dioxygenase activity; protein binding. Gene Ontology annotation, biological process: peptidyl-aspartic acid hydroxylation. The transcript has 11 exons. NCBI's taxonomy places the organism in Eukaryota, Metazoa, Chordata, Actinopteri, Gadiformes, Gadidae.